Molecule: messenger RNA, 1228 nt
Organism: Lutzomyia longipalpis
Lineage: Eukaryota; Metazoa; Arthropoda; Insecta; Diptera; Psychodidae
Gene: edl
Exons: 3
Coding region: 597-1001 (134 amino acids)
Molecular function (GO): sequence-specific DNA binding
Source: RefSeq, a predicted model, not a curated record
UAGGCUAAAGAAGAAAAAUCCAUGACUUGAAUUAUGUAUAAAAUCUCUUUCCAAAUUUAGAAAAUUAUAUUGGCGUUCAAAUCAUAAUUUUUCAAUACAUGAAUGCCCAAAAUAGAUUCCCAAAAUUAGAAUUAAGUCAGUAAUAAGAAAAAGAUGUUCACCCUAAUUGUCAUUUAAUGCGGGGGAGAGGGAUUUCUUUCUUUUGUGUCAGCUGUUCCAUUUCAGCAGACUUUAUUGGAGGUUUUAUAUUCGUGAGACAGUCGCAAAGCCGAACUAUGCUUUUGGACUAUGCCUUAUGCUCUUCAUGAACAUCAACGAAUUCUCCUCAGUUCCACGCGAUCCCUCGUAGAGUUGAGUCAUGUAAAAGUUGCUCAUCGUUUGUCGAUGUAAGAAGUACAAUUGAAAUUAAAUUGAUCUUGAAAUUUCAAAUUGAAGUUAAAAUUUGUGAGUUUGGGAUUUUAAUGCAGUUAAUAGAAUUUAGUGCAGUUAGAAGAAAAGGAUUUACCUGAUUUACCAGAGAAUAAUUUCGUCCUGUUCCGAUUAAUUGGAUUAUAAUUCAUAAUUUACAAGAUUAAUUAGGAAAAAUUCAAGUUUGAAUGACAAUGGAAGUAGAUAAUCGAAAGUGGGCAAAUAGACUACCACCCCUCAACCUCACAGAUGCUUCAGUUUGUCCAAAUGAGACAAAUUGCUGCUGGACAAACCUCCAAAAACCCCCAAAGAUUACUAAAAAAUCCUGGCAAGAUAGCAGCUAUCGGAUACCUGAGGAUGAUCUUCCAUUAGAUCCUCGAGACUGGACACGAGCACAUGUGUGGAAGUGGUUAAAUGACUUGGCAACAAUGGAAGGACUCACAGUUACGCCGGAUAUGGCAGAAAAAUUCCCCAUGAAUGGAAAAGCCCUUUGCCUCAUGACAAUGGAUAUGUACUUGAAUCGCGUCCCAUUUGGCGGGAAGACGCUCUAUCGGGAUUUUCGUCUAAGAAUGGCACGAGCCAUGAGUCUCUGAAUUAUUCCAGCACAGAAUGCUUUCUCGCGUAAAUUAUGUAUAAUUUUUUUUAUAAGGAUACGCCCACCAAAUAUGUUUGUCUUGUGCCAUUUGCAGUAUUUUUUUUUCAAUUUGUAUACCAUUUUUUUUAUUAUCGUAACAUUGCUAAGAGAUUUUUUUUGAUUUUCUUUUCAAAGUAUUAUAAAAUGUAAAAGAUUUUUUUUGUAUGAGAAGUUUGUAAUUACGAA